AUGAAACUGCACUACACUAAAAUAUUAUUAUUUUUCUUUCCAUUAUAUAUAUUGGUAACAUCAUAUCAUGUGUAUAGUAAAAACAAACCAUCCAUCACAUCACAUCAUACACCAAUUACUACAUCACGAGUGUUAAGCGAAAAGGACUUACAAUCAUCAAUUUAUGAUAAUGAUGCGGAUAUGAAAUCAGUAAAGGAAAAUUUCGAUCGACGAACAUCACAACGUUUUGAAGAAUACGAAGAACGUGUGAAGGAUAAACGCCAAAAAUGUAAAGAACAACGUGACAAAGAUAUACAAAAAAUUGUUUUAAAAGAUAAAAUGGAGAAAAACUUAGCAGAAAAAGUAGAAAUAGGUUGUCUGAGAUGUGGGUGUGCGUUAGGAGGUGGUGUUGCACCUAUUUGGGGACUGGUUAGCGGUUUAUGGUAUGCGACAUGGUCACAAUAUGUUUCUGCAAAGGUCCUUGAAGAGGCUACUAAUGCUGCUAUUAAAGCAGGUAUAAUUAAAGCGAUUGAAGGAUUAAAAGAAUUACAAGAUUUAGGUAAAUUAGUUGGGGAUAAGUGGUCAAAUAUAGUUACUCCAGAAACUUAUUCCAAUCCCAAUCUACUUUCGAGAGCACUUCAGAGGGUAAAUAUUGCAAUGUGCUAUUCCGAAUCUAAUGAAAAUGUACUUUUUUGUAAUGCUAUACAACGAAGACCUGAAAGUGUUUUUGUUCCUGCUUCAAAAGUUGCAGCAGAUGCUGGUGAAGCUGGUAAGGCUGUAUACUUAGCUACUGAAAAAGCAGAACUUCUCAAAAUCGCACCUGCUACUAAUGCUUUAACUACUGCCAUAAUAGCUUCAGUUGUUGCAAUAAUAAUUAUAGCUUUAGUUAUGAUAAUUAUAUAUUUAGUUUUACGUUAUCGUAGAAAAAAGAAAAUGAAGAAAAAACUCCAAUAUAUAAAAUUAUUAAAUGAAUAA
This is a messenger RNA of Plasmodium falciparum 3D7, 954 nucleotides long. RefSeq names its product rifin. Lineage: Eukaryota; Apicomplexa; Aconoidasida; Haemosporida; Plasmodiidae. The coding region runs from base 1 to 954 and encodes 317 amino acids. The transcript is spliced from 2 exons. The record is from RefSeq and is a predicted model, not a curated record.